AAACUGGACAGGGUCCUGACUUCGCACGUAUGGCUGGGAAAGCGGCCUCUACGGGGACAGUCAUGGCUCCCAAGCGCCAACCCCCGCCACAGAACGCAGGUCCCCUGAAGAAGCAGGGGCGCCUGGACGCAGGCGAAGAGGACAGAUUUCACUCCACAGUCCAGGCCCUCCGGGCUGCACCCACUGAGCAGCGAGUGAUCCACGUGGACUCUGAGUGCCCGCUCUAUAAAGAGCCCGGGACCCAGGUGCAUGAGGACUACAGCUGUACCCUGAACCAGACCAACAUUGGGAGCAACAACAACAAGUUCUACGUCAUCCAGCUGCUGGAGACCCCCAGUGGCUUUGCCUGCUGGAACCGCUGGGGUCGCGUGGGCGAGAAGGGCCAGAACAAGCUCAGGAAAUUCACCAGCCUAGAAGAUGCCAGGAAUGACUUUGAGCAGAAAUUUCAGGAGAAGACCAAGAACAAAUGGGCAGAGCGGGAUCACUUUGUGGCCCACUCUGGCAAGUACACGCUGAUCGAUGUGCAAAGGGAUGAACAGGCCCAAGAGGUCAUGGUGAAGGUGGAAGGAGGCCCAGCAAGUGCUGUGGCUAUGCAGGUGCUGCCCUGCUCCCUGGACCCUGCCACACAACAGCUGAUCACCAACAUCUUCAGCGAGGAGAUGUUCGAGGGUUCGAUGGCCCUCAUGAACCUAGAUGUAAAGAAGAUGCCCCUAGGCAAGCUGAGCAAGCAGCAGAUCGCCACUGGCUUCGAGGCCUUGGAGGCCCUGGAGGAGGCCCUGAAGGCCCCAGAGGGCAGUAGUCACAGCCUGGAGGAGCUGUCCUCUCGCUUCUACACUGUCAUCCCACACAACUGUGGCCGCAGAAGGCCUCCUCUCAUCAACACGCCAGAGCUGCUGCGGGCCAAGAAGGACAUGCUGCUGGUGCUGGCGGACAUCGAGCUGGCCCAGGCCCUGCAGGCAGCCCCAGAGGAGGAGGUGAAGGUAGAGGAAGUGCCACAUCCAUUGGACCGCAACUACCAGCUUCUGAAGUGCCAGCUUCAGCUGCUGGACCCUGAAACAUUGGAGUACAAGGUGAUCUGUACCUACUUAGAGCAGACAAGCAACCCAUACAGGUGCCCUACCCUACAGCACAUCUGGAAAGUAAAACGAGAAGGGGAGGGGGACAGGUUCAAAGCCCACUCUGGGCUGGAGAACCGGAAGCUGCUGUGGCAUGGCACCAACGUGGCUGUGGUGGCUGCCAUCCUCACCAGCGGGCUCCGCAUCAUGCCACACUCCGGUGGCCGCAUGGGCAAAGGUAUCUACUUCGCCUCAGAAAACGGCAAGUCAGCCAGCUACGUUACUGGCAUUAAUGGCAUCGGCUACAUGUUCCUGAGCGAGGUGGCACUGGGCCGAGAGCACCAUGUCAUGGCUGACAAGCCCAACCUGCAGAAGGCACCUCCUGGCUUCGACAGUGUCAUCGCCCGAGGUCACACCGAGCCAGACCCAGCCCAGGACACCAAGCUGGAGUUGGAUGGCCAGCAAGUGGCAGUGCCGCAGGGCAGGCCUGUGCCCUGCCCACAGUUCAGCAGCUCUCACUUCUCCCAGAGCGAGUACCUCAUCUACAAGGAGAGCCAGUGCUGUCUGCGCUACCUGCUGCAGCUUCGCCUCUGAGCUGUUCCCCCCGUGCCCCAGCUCCCCAAAACCUGCAGCCUCCUCCCUGCCUGACCCCGACCACACCUCCCCACCCCUGGCACUCCUGCGGCUCCCCUAGAAUGCAACACAGACCCCAUCCCACAACACAGCCUGUUUAGUGGCUU
Molecule: messenger RNA, 1795 nt
Organism: Ochotona curzoniae (black-lipped pika)
Lineage: Eukaryota; Metazoa; Chordata; Mammalia; Lagomorpha; Ochotonidae
Gene: PARP3
Product: poly(ADP-ribose) polymerase family member 3
Exons: 11
Coding region: 30-1649 (539 amino acids)
Cellular component (GO): site of double-strand break
Molecular function (GO): NAD+ poly-ADP-ribosyltransferase activity
Source: RefSeq, a predicted model, not a curated record